Messenger RNA from Haliotis rufescens (red abalone), 3262 nucleotides. RefSeq names its product ras-like GTP-binding protein RHO. The transcript has 5 exons. Gene Ontology annotation, biological process: cell migration; small GTPase-mediated signal transduction. The record is from RefSeq and is a predicted model, not a curated record. Bases 156 to 1118 code for a protein of 320 amino acids. NCBI's taxonomy places the organism in Eukaryota, Metazoa, Mollusca, Gastropoda, Lepetellida, Haliotidae. Gene Ontology annotation, molecular function: GTPase activity; GTP binding.
UUCCAGAAGCAAUUGCACUAUCCCCCUCUAGCGUCAAUUGAGGUGUGGUUGACCGUUGAUGUAUCACGAUCGGAAAAACGACAAUAUCACAUCAAAAUAACCUCCAAAACGGGGAUUUUCCUCAGGAACGUUGCUGAAUCUAGAAGUAACUAGCCAUGGCUGCUAUAAGAAAGAAGCUAGUAAUAGUUGGGGAUGGUGCCUGUGGUAAAACAUGUCUUCUCAUCGUCUUCAGCAAAGAUCAGUUCCCUGAAGUUUAUGUGCCAACUGUUUUUGAAAAUUAUGUAGCAGAUAUUGAAGUGGACGGAAAACAGGUUGAGCUGGCGUUGUGGGAUACAGCUGGACAGGAGGACUAUGACAGACUCAGGCCUUUGUCUUAUCCAGAUACAGAUGUCAUCCUUAUGUGUUUUUCCAUCGACAGCCCCGACAGUUUAGAGAAUAUUCCAGAGAAGUGGACGCCAGAAGUGAAGCAUUUCUGUCCUAAUGUACCUAUCAUAUUAGUAGGCAACAAAAAGGAUCUCAGGAAUGAUGAUAACACUAGGAGAGAACUGUCCAAGAUGAAACAAGAACCAGUUAAAACAGAAGAAGGCCGUGCAAUGGCAGAGAAGAUAGGUGCUUUUGCCUACCUUGAGUGCUCCGCCAAGACCAAGGAAGGGGUUAGGGAAGUCUUUGAAACAGCCACAAGAGCUGCCUUGCAAGUUGAGCUGGCGCUGUGGGAUACAGCUGGACAGGAGGACUAUGACAGACUCAGGCCGUUGUCGUAUCCAGAUACAGAUGUCAUCCUUAUGUGUUUUUCCAUCGACAGCCCCGACAGUUUAGAGAAUAUUCCAGAGAAGUGGACACCGGAAGUCCGCCAUUUUUGCCCCAAUGUCCCCAUCAUCCUUGUCGGGAACAAGAAAGAUCUGCGCAACGACGAAAACACCAAACGAGAGCUGAUGAAGAUGAAGCAGGAGCCGGUGAGACCGGAGGAGGGGCGUGCACAGGCUGAGAAGAUCAGUGCUUACGCUUACCUCGAGUGCUCUGCCAAAACCAAGGAGGGAGUGAGGGAAGUCUUCGAAACAGCCACCAGAGCUGCCUUGCAGGUUCGGAAGAAGAAGAAGGGCGGAUGUAUAUUGUUGUGAAAGGGACUACUUUGUUUACUGGACACAAUUCUUUGCCAUUUCUACAUUCUUGGUGCUUCAUUGGUCGUCGUGUAUUUAUGAUCUGUUAAUGACGAUCCAAAUGGUUAUCUUAAUAACGUACUCAUCGUUCCACCCCACACGUGAUCACUGACGUCAUAGACAUGUAGAUCGCCUCCAGCACCAGAAACCAUGGUCAAUCUUUGCCUGCAACUCUGCCGAUAAGCUAGACGCCUUAAACACCCAAUAUAUUUUGCUAAUGUGCCCCUUUAUUAUGAUAUCUCAAGUUGUAGAUUUGUUACUUGAGGACAUGAAACUAGUCCCCCUACAGCAUGUACUUUUCAAUCUUGGGAAAUCAUUCCACUUAGGCAUGGUACACUAUAAACUUUCAUGUAUGUAUAGAGAGAACUGGUAUUACCCAAAAGUAUACUCGGAUUAUGAUUGGAAAUGUAUUAUUGCAUGAUGAUCAAGUAUACAACAAGGUGUGGUGGUAACGCGCGUUCUGGGUCUGUAGUACUAGCGAAGAGGAAAGGUAAGCCUGCAUAUUGAAUGACUAUGAUUUCAAAGUGGGCGUUACCCGGAAGUACACACGUUCAUUGUAAAUAUGAAAAGUCGUAUUGAGGAAAACUUCGUACUUGUUUGUAUGGUGCGUUUUAGUGUUGGUUGUAAAGAAACUACGCACUUCGACCCCAUGCAAUCUCUAUGCACUGGGUUUUGAAACAACUGGCUGUACAGGACAGUGUAGGCCUUUAUGACUGCUGUCAUGCUGUUUUCGACCAAAUCGCACGUUAGACAUGCAUCGUUUAUGUUUACAGAAUAGUUUGAAAUUACUCCAAAUACUUUUAAAGGAAUUUAUUUGUUGACAGGAAAGUCUUACAUAAUUUGUGCAACUUUGGAAAUUUUAUGUUUUAGCUUUUGGAUGUAGGGACGUCUUUCUCUGAUACAUAUAUUGUAAACCGACAGUCAACCUUUUGACAUAGAGACAGGCAGUGGAACACGUAAGGAAGGGAAUUCGGUCUUACUUCGGCCAAGUUUUGUCCAUAGCAAUUAUAUCCAGUUUUAUGUGUACUGUUUGCGUCGCGACUUAGCAUUUUAAGCUUUACUGUUGGAGGUGUGUCAGUCAGAAAAGUGCACCCCUCAUUUACGAGGGCCCAAGGGUAGAUGCAUUACUCAUUCUACAGCCUAGUGUUCACAGCUUUUUUAUCGAAACUUCAAGAGUAUAGGGAUAUCUCUCGAAUAUCACCUGUCCACAGUGAAAACAGGAAUUCGCUGUUUCGAUGGAUUUGUAUCCAGUGCAAAUACACCUGCUCCGUAACGGUGGUGGUCGGUCACAUUAAACACUUUCGUAAGCAAUAAGACAGUUAGCUUUAAUUUCUGUGUUCACCAUCGAACUUAAUCAUCCCUUUGGUUCUAGUUAUUACUGUGUAAACAGUUAUGUUAUUGGCCUCUAGCUACUUGUGUGUGUCGUUUGCAAGUGAGUUGACCGAAAGUCACAUAUGCAGGUCUGACUUCAGCAGAUGAAACCCACUUUUUGUGUGCGUAUAGACAUUAGAUCGAUUGUCCAAAACGCCAGGUUCUUUUGUAAAGCUCUGCACAUGUGAAUGUAUCAACCAUUUUUGUGACACUCUAGUUUUUCUUUGUAAUUUCUUUUUGCUUUAUGUCCAGUGUACGAACAGCGCCGUCUGUUUACCCAUACACAAGAGCAUAUCUGGGACUCAAGGAUUUCCCCUCAUUUUUCGGAAUUUCCUGACAUAUUUUUGGGGUCUCGUUUUAAUUUUGUUACUUGCUAUGAUGUCUGUAUGUCUCUGCUUGUGGUGUAACCAAUUUAUACAUUUCAAACAAAACAGGACAAAUUGUAUCUUAUUUUUACUGAAUUAACUAUUUGGAACCAUGACAAAACAUUAGUUUGUAAACAUCUGGAUGCGUUUUGUUUGGAAUGUGAUUGUACAUAUUAUGUAGGAGUGAUCGUUCGACAGUCUCCGUAACCCGUACGUUUGCUUUUCUCCGUUCUAUCAUGGGUGUGGGCUCUUGUAUCGAUACUACUAUCUCUGCUGUCUGCGGCUGUCUGUCUUGGCAUCUCGCCAUACACGUCUACCCGUUCUUCCACCUUUGUAUUGUAAUAAUAAAGUAAUUUAAGUACGUUUCCA